Cephus cinctus (wheat stem sawfly) is the source of this 3102-nucleotide messenger RNA. It is a transcript of the gene stl, whose product is annotated as A disintegrin and metalloproteinase with thrombospondin motifs adt-1. The transcript is spliced from 4 exons. Gene Ontology annotation, cellular component: extracellular matrix. Gene Ontology annotation, molecular function: metalloendopeptidase activity. NCBI's taxonomy places the organism in Eukaryota, Metazoa, Arthropoda, Insecta, Hymenoptera, Cephidae. The coding region runs from base 462 to 2984 and encodes 840 amino acids. The record is from RefSeq and is a predicted model, not a curated record. Gene Ontology annotation, biological process: proteolysis; extracellular matrix organization.
AUUGAAUAUUAGACGCUGCUGUAGCUUUUGUACGGAAAAUUAGAAAUGCGACUAGAAAAAUGUAUAAAGAGAUCGUUACCUGUCAUGGAGGAUUUAUUUUAUAAAAAUUUUGCAACUUAGGACAUCGAUGGCGAAAAAAUAUUAUAUAAUUUUGUCUAAACGGAAAUAGAUAAGGGAUAUCGAUUUAUGACAAAUAACAAAGUGACAAUGAUACUCGAGGAAUAAUGAAAAGUUAUUGAUUCUGUAUAUACUUCGUAACUGUUCAGUAAGAUUCAGAGAAUUGAAGUAUAAUAUUGUAUCACAAGACUAAAAACGCAACACAGUGCUUUGAGACGACGUACAACUUUUAUAUGAUUCACUGCAGCAUCGAACCCUUUUUCAUUCUUAAAUAAACUGUUGAUCUUACUUUAUGAAGUAAGGUUUAUUAUAAAUGUUUAUUCGAUGCUUGAGGGGUCAGCGACAUGGUAAUGGAGGCACCAGCAUGCAAUUCGUUUCGUAUGGAUUUCCAUGACAAUCAUAUAUAUAAAGACUGCGGGUCUUCCGCAUGCCCAUAUAAAAUGUCUGUUCUCACUGAUAAUUCCAUUCAUUUGAACUUGAAACUGGCUGAACUCAACAUGAUUCUCAAAGUAAAUGUACUCUUGUUAGUAAUACUUAACGCGAUACGCGGUCAGGACAUCAAUGACGACGUGGAAGUAAUUCUUCUACCAGUGAGGAAUUCAUACAGUGAUACUGAGGUUCCGCUAAGAUUUCGAGUCUUCGGGCAGACGAUCGAGUUGAACUUGCGAAAGAAUGAUAAACUCUUAGCACCUAGUUUCAAAGUGUGGCGGCACAAUAGCGAGGACAUUCUGGAGGAGGCACCCGAAUUAAAUAGACCCGCGGCAUGCCACUACCUUCACAGAAAUCAUUAUAGCUCAGCAGCCAUUAGUCUUUGUCGACGUCGUGCAGUGCACGGUUUUGUUUUUUUGGAAAACGUCACUCUCGAAAUAACUCCAUUGCGCCAUGCAGACACAUGGUCCUUCGUUGAUCAUACAAUUGAAGGACGUUCUGGAGACCUUCUUCGAGAGCCCCAUGUCGUGAGACGAGCCUACGUCACCCCGGCGAUAAAAUUGCACGAAGAUUACUUGAGAAGGCGUGAUGGAUUAUCGAUAUUCAAAAAUGACAUACCUAUUGAUAGUGAACUCUUCUCCAGACCAGCUAGGGGUCGUCGCGAAAACGGUUUAACACUAGAGCUGGCGGUAUUCCUGGACGAAGCUGGGUACAAUUUAUUCUCCCCUUUCUUUGACAGAAACGAGGAGAAGUUGUGCGAUAUGUUGUUGGCAUACAUAAAUGGAGUGCAAGCUUUAUAUCAUCACCCAAGUUUAGGGGCAAAGAUUGACAUUGCUCUUGUGAGGCUGGACAUGAUGAAGAGGCAACCUUCGGAUAUGCCCCAUUACAAUGGAGAACGUGGCAACUUGUUGGAUUCUUUUUGUCAUUAUACCAAGAAGCAUAAUCCGUCCAAUGACAAGGAUCCGAAUCAUUGGGACAUGGGACUGUACGUAUCGGGUUUAGAUUUCUACGCCAUGGAAGGUGGCAGGAAAAGCAGCGUGACCAUGGGUCUGGCAACUGUCGGUGGCGUAUGUCUAGAUCAGUACUCAUGCGUCAUUGCGGAACUUGGAGUAACUAAUCGCUUUGGAAAGCCUUAUCCGUCUGCUGGUUUUACCUCCGUUUACAUAGCAGCGCAUGAAAUUGGUCACAAUCUGGGCAUGCAUCAUGAUUCGACCGGUAACACCUGUCCUAAGGAUGGUUACAUCAUGUCACCGAGUAGAGGGACGCAAGGAGAAACGAUCUGGUCGCAAUGUAGUCGAGAUGUAGCUAGGAAGCUUUCUCAGACGAAACCUUGCCUACUGGAUCAGCCGCCUGUAAACAGUGAGAAGUCUUUGGACCAUGGCAAAUUUAUUGAUCUACCCGGAAGGCAAUGGGAUGCCAAGAAACAGUGCGAAUUUCUUUUGCGAGAUAAGGAUGCUGUGGUAGUAACUCUAUCUGAUGCUUGUCAAGCGUUACAGUGCAAGAGUCCACAUCGCAGUGGGUACUACUAUGCUGGACCUGCUUUGGACGGGACCCGAUGUGCAGAACGAAAGGAGUGCAGAGGUGGAGAAUGUCUGCCGGCACUCCAACUGCCCAACGGUGGACAGAGUGCUGUCAUUAAGAAAGGUGGAUGGAGUGCUUGGAAAGCGGAAGGCUGUAGGAGUGGUUGUAUACAAAAAUGCAAAGGAGCUCAGCCCAGGAGACGUUAUUGCGACAACCCACCACCGACAAAUACAGAAGCUGGUUGUGAAGGACCGAGUUACGAUGUUUUGCUCUGCAGCGAUGAGAAAUUGUGCAAGGCCAAGCGUAAGAGCGCCAGUGAAUUUGCGACAGCCAAGUGUAGCAAGUUCAGCGAGAAGUUGCCUGAAUUGGACAGCAAAGGAAGCGGACUCCAGGCGCCUCACGAGACUGAACGACCAUGGAUGGCCUGCGCCAUAUUCUGUCGCCGUAAAGAUGGAGGCUCCUACUACACACCACGCAUAGAAUUAAACGACCUUGGCCUUGACCCAUAUUUCCCAGAUGGAACAUGGUGUCACACCGAAGAGGGACAGGAUUAUUUCUGUCGACAACAUCAUUGCUUACCGGAAACCUUUCGCUUUGGUAAGGAAUUGAUCGAGAGUCAUGGAGACGAAGAUAUGAAACUGGGCCCUCAGAAUGCUCGUCCGGAUGGUCAUAAGCUUCCUGAUCAGCUGGUAAAGUAUCUCAGUCUAGGCCCAGAUGGGCUACCAUUGCUAACGACAUUGUCGCCGGGUGUUGCCUCACCUCCCAGCGAGGACGACUGGACGGAUAAGGACUACAUUGAGUUGCCAAAGCCUGUUGAGGAGGAGGACUCCUUAGAAAUGAAGGAGGAGCCGCAAAUCUCUCAGCCACGCGUUCCAAAAUUGCUCGACCUCGACACUAUGUUUUCGGAUCCUCUUUGAGUAGGGCAGAUACCUCAAUCAGCGACCUCCACCUAUUUUUGUGUAAUUCAAUGCUAUUAUUAUCUUCAGAUGUCUGAGACGUUUGUAUCGUCGAUCCAAUAAAUGAACCGAUACAAUA